Dromaius novaehollandiae (emu) is the source of this 11127-nucleotide messenger RNA. It is a transcript of the gene PPP1R9A, whose product is annotated as protein phosphatase 1 regulatory subunit 9A. Lineage: Eukaryota; Metazoa; Chordata; Aves; Casuariiformes; Dromaiidae. The record is from RefSeq and is a predicted model, not a curated record. The coding region runs from base 597 to 4631 and encodes 1344 amino acids. Gene Ontology annotation, biological process: neuron projection development; actin filament organization; calcium-mediated signaling. Gene Ontology annotation, molecular function: actin filament binding. The transcript is spliced from 20 exons. Gene Ontology annotation, cellular component: dendrite; postsynaptic density; actin cytoskeleton.
UGCGCCGCCCCCGCGCUGCCUCGCCGCCGCCGGCCCCGCGCCCCGCUCCGGCCGAGCCGCCCCGCCGCGCACGCCCGCAGCUCGCGGGCAGCGGCAGCAGGCGGCGAGCGCCCGCGGCGCGGACCUGGUUACCGAGCCGCUUCCUCCGGCUGCGGGAGAACCCGCCGUUCCCGGGCUGCGGCCGCCGGGCGCUGCGGCCCGCGGGCAGGCGGCGCCCGGGGCGCGGCGGGGCGGAGCGGAGCGGAGCGGGCUCGCCGGGCCGGGCCCGGCCUCUGCCGCUCCGCGCCGCCCGCCUCGGGCCGGGCUGCGGCGGGAGCGCGGCCCGCCGCGCCGCCCGCCCCCGGCGGAGCAGACCAUUGCGGCUCGCCGAGGAGGUUAAAUCUACAUUUGUUCCCGAAAGCCCUUGGUCUUGCUGCUUUGUCACAGUCGACUGCGUAUGUAUAGAUACUUUCCUCCGGAUCUUCUAUCGUGUAUGGCCCUGCCAAAGAGCAGUGCUGCCUAGGAAACACUUCUCAGCCAGAAUCUCAGUUGUAACAGAUUGCUGAGAGUGGUACCUCCAUAAUUAUGUAAGCUGGUCUUGCACUCCUGAAGUAAACAUGAUGAAAACAGAGUCUUCAGGAGAAAGAUCAACCCUCCGAAGUGCCUCUCCUCACAGGAAUGCUUACAGAACUGAGUUCCAGGCACUGAAAAGCACCUUUGACAAGCCGAAAUCAGAUGGAGACCAAAAAACGAAAGAGGAAGGAGAGGCCUCCCAGAGCAGGGGGAGGAAAUAUGGCUCAAAUGUCAAUAGGAUUAAGAACUUAUUUAUGCAGAUGGGCAUGGAGCCCACUGAAAGUGCUGGAGUUACCCCUAAAACAAGGGGCAAGGGUGGUCCUCCAUCACCUCAAAGGCGAAUUAGGCCCAAAGAGUUUGUAGAAAAAACAGAUGGUUCAAUUGUAAAAUUGGAAUCUUCUGUUUCAGAAAGGAUUAGUAGGUUUGAUACUAUCCAUGAUGGUCCUUCUUACUCUAAGUUUACUGAAACUCGGAAGAUGUUUGAGCGAAAUGCCCAUGAAAUGGGACAUUCCAAUCGCUAUUCCCCAAAGAAAGAGAAAGUAGUUUCCAGUGAGCUUCCGGAUGAGUGGUGCAGCUCUAAAUCUCACAGAGGCAGCACUGAUUCAUUGGACAGUCUUAGCCCAAGGACAGAGACUGUCUCUCCAACUGUGAGUCAGCUCAGUGCAGUUUUUGAAAACACUGACUCACACAACGUAAUUGUUUUAGAAAAGUCAGAGAGUAAUGAAGAAUACUCUGUAACUGGUCACUAUCCACUAAACCUGUCUUCUACUGUUGCAAACAUCUCCUCCCCUGUUGCAAACCUGGAGGGGUUCAGUCCUCUGAAAGAUGCCAGCACGUGGUCUCCGCCAGCCAAACAAAAUACAAGCUUGGUAUCCGUUGAGAACUCCCAACAAAACAGCACAGCUUCCACAUCAAGACAGAAAACAUCUACAGGCACUCUGUCAGGUUCAAAAACAACUGAAGAAAUAAAAAAGAAUACAGAGGCCAGUGCUGAUUCUGUUGAGAAUUGUGUGGUGAGUCCACAGGAUCUGGUCAGCGUACCUGACAGUGAAAGGUCUGUGGACAGUUGCGCUAGAAGUAAGUCAAAAACAGAGACAGAAGGUUUGUCGCGACAAAAGGAACGGUCAGAAAAUGCAGAGGGUAUCUUUGAUAGACCUGAAGCUGCAGAAAUAUCAAGAAAUUUAGUGUCAGGUGGUGAUUUUGCAGCAGGUGCUGUUUCAGACACUAUCGAGUCCCAUUAUGAUGAGACAAGUGAAAAGGAAGUAAAUGAAGAUGUGAACAAUUUUCAGAGUUCCCAUGUGUACAUGCACUCUGACUACAAUGUUUAUAGGGUACGAUCGAGGUAUAAUUCUGACUGGGGAGAGACAGGUACAGAACAGGACGAUCAGGAUGACAGUGAUGAAAAUAACUGUUAUGAACCCGAUAUGGAAUACUCUGAAAUUAAUGGAUUGCCAGAUGAAGAUGAAAUCCCAGCAAACAGAAAAAUACAGUUCAGUCGUGCUCCAAUUAAGGUUUUCAAUACAUACUCAAAUGAAGACUAUGACAGGAGAAAUGAUGAAGUUGACCCAGUGGCUGCAUCAGCUGAAUAUGAACUUGAAAAGCGUGUGGAAAAGCUGGAGCUUUUCCCAGUUGAGCUAGAAAAAGAUGAAGAUGGACUUGGCAUAAGCAUUAUUGGAAUGGGAGUUGGAGCAGAUGCAGGCCUUGAAAAACUGGGAAUAUUUGUCAAAACAGUGACAGAAGGUGGGGCAGCAGAAAGGGAUGGCAGGAUCCAGGUGAAUGACCAAAUUGUGGAAGUCGAUGGCAUCAGUCUGGUUGGUGUUACACAAAAUUUUGCUGCAACUGUUCUUAGAAACACCAAAGGGAAAGUCAGGUUUGUAAUUGGACGAGAAAAACCAGGACAAGUAAGUGAGGUUGCACAGCUGAUAAGCCAAACUCUGGAACAAGAGCGCCGCCAGAGAGAACUCCUCGAGCAGCAUUAUGCACAAUAUGAUGCAGAUGAUGAUGAGACAGGGGAAUAUGCUACAGAUGAAGACGAUGAAGACAUGGGACCUGUCCUUCCAGGAGGCGACGUGGCUAUUGAAGUGUUUGAUCUUCCCGAAAAUGAUGACAUGUUCUCCCCCAGUGAUCUGGACACCAGCAAGCUUGCUCACAAAUUCAAAGAGUUGCAAAUCAAACAUGCAGUUACAGAAGCUGAAAUUCAGAAGCUGAAGACGAAGCUGCAGGCUGCUGAGAAUGAGAAAGUGAGGUGGGAAGUGGAGAAGACUCAACUCCAGCAGAACAUUGAGGAGAAUAAGGAAAGGAUGAUGAAAUUAGAGAGUUAUUGGAUUGAGGCACAAACCUUGUGUCACACCGUGAAUGAGCACCUCAAGGAGACGCAAAGCCAGUAUCAGGCUCUGGAGAAGAAAUAUAACAAGGCAAAGAAAUUAAUCAAGGAUUUUCAGCAAAAAGAACUUGACUUCAUUAAACGCCAGGAAGCUGAACGAAAGAAAAUAGAAGAUUUGGAGAAAGCACAUCUGGCAGAGGUUCAAGGCUUACAAACUCGUAUACGAGAUUUAGAAGCAGAAGUAUUCAGGCUAUUGAAGCAAAAUGGGAGCCAGGUUAAUAACAACAACAACAUUUUUGAAAGGCAGACAUCUUUUGGAGAAGUUUCUAGAGGAGAUCCAGUGGAAAAUUUAGAUACUAAGCAAGUGUCCUGUCUGGAUGGCUUAAGUCAAGAUUUCAAUGAAGCGGUGCCAGAAACAGAGAGACUGGACUCUAAAGCUCUGAAAACUCGAGCCCAACUUUCAGUGAAGAACAAACGGCAAAGGCCUACUAGAACAAGACUGUAUGACAGUAUCAGUUCAACUGAUGGAGAGGACAGCCUUGAACGAAAGCCGUCAGACAGUUACAGUAGUCCCAUGCACAUUUCCAAAUCACCUCUGCCCUUAUGUGUGAGAGCAUCCUCACCAGCAUCAGAUUCUGGUGCUUCCUCCCUCUCCCCAGUGGCUAGCAGUGCAGCAUUCUCAUUUGACAACCUAACUGAAAACCAAGAAGAAGGACAGCAGCACAAAGGAGGUGUCUUUUCCCCUCUUGUUUGGGGGCACACUUCACUUCCCUCUCCUUCAAAAUCUGGGCACAGCUCUGAAGCGUCUCCUUUCCAUCACCCCGCUGGCAGGAAUGUUUUACAGGAUGAAGAUGUUGCCACAUGUGCCCAGGCAGCAAGAACAACUAGCCCUACUUUGGGGCAGGCAGAAAAACUAAAGCGAAAACUUGCAGAUCUUGGGGCUCCCUUGAGAAGGAGUUCAAACAAGGGGAAGAAGCGGAAAGAGAAAGAAGCUAUUAGGGUGACCUGUGGCAAUAGGACCACCAGAGAGAUGCUGCAGAAAUCAGCAAACACUAAAUGUUUACUAGAACGAUCCUCCUCUCUCCCAUACCGUGUACCAUUCACAUGGUAUGGAGAGAGUAGCAAGGGAUCCAAUUCUUCUAGCAACCUGCCAUCACCUACCAGCUCAACUGAACCUUCUUCUGAAAAUAAAAGUCCAGCUAAAAAAGGGGCAAAGAAUUUCACAUUCAACGAUGACUUCAGUCCUAGCAGCACAAGUUCAGCUGAUUUGAGUGGUUUAGGAGCAGAACCCAAAACCCCGGGUUUCUCGCACUCCUUAGCACUGUCAUCAGAUGAGAGCCUGGAUAUGAUUGAUGAUGAGAUCCUUGAUGAUGGACAGUCUCCUAAACACAGUCAUUGUCAGAAUCGUGCUGUUCAGGAGUGGAGCGUGCAGCAGGUUUCCCACUGGUUAAUGAGCCUGAACCUUGAACAGUAUGUUUCUGAAUUCAGUGCCCAAAACAUUAAUGGGGAGCAUCUCCUUCAACUGGAUGGGAGUAAGCUCAAGGCUCUUGGUAUGACAUCUUCCCAGGACAGAGCAAUCAUUAAAAAGAAGCUAAAAGAAAUGAAAACAUCCAUGGAGAAAGCUCGCAAAGCUCAAGAGAAAAUGGAAAAGCAAAGGGAAAAGCUUAGGAAGAAGGAACAAGAGCAACUGCAGAGGAAAUCAAAGAGAACAGACAAGACUUCAUCAGAUGCGACAGAGGGCACUAAUGAGCAGUGAUAAGCAGAACUACUACUAUGUUAGUAAUGUGGAGGCACUUCAAGGGAAGAGAAACUCUCGUCCAGUCCAGUGCCCCUUCAGCCUUCUUGUAUUCAUUACACAAGAGUAUGUACACAGAAAUGGGGCUAUAAACAGAAUGAGUAGGGAAAUUUAUAUUGUGUAGUUUUAUUUUCCUGCAUAUUCAGUUCACGCUCGUUAUUGUUGCCAUGCUAAACAACCCCAGACCCUCAGUUUGUUUUGUUGUUGUUGACAGCUAACAGAUUUCAUAUUUGUGUGGCAGUGUUUCCUUCCAAACUGCUCUUCUCUAUUGAGCUGUGUGUGUUUGGUCACUUCAGUACCCAGCAAGAUGCUGAGGAGCAUGGUCCACUGCUUCACGUGUGCUGAGUAGGAUGGCCAGUCAGAAUGACUGGUGAAUGUUUAUUCAGCUGAGUAAAAGGAGCUGUUCUCUCUCCAACAGAGCUGACUGAACUUUCUAGCUGGAAUUUUGGCUUCUUUACAGUGUUUUGAUACUCAGUUCUGUCUACUGGAAUAAGUUUCAUCUUGCAUCGGUACCUUGAAGUGACGCUGCUCUGGAAAUGCAACUGUUCAGUGACUUCUUAUACACUGGAUAUAAUGACAGGAGAGUCAGUAUUGCCCCUGGGUAAAAGACAGGAGGUGAAACUCUUUCUGUUAAUUGUACAAUAGUUUAAUCCAGGAAGGAGGCAAAGCCUUAAAUGAUUGUGUGGGUUUACACAGAAAUCUGAGGAUAACAUUUAUCCUUUAGAUAUGUGAGCAAGGGUGAAUUUCUAUCUAGAGCACACCAGAUCUGUAUAAAUUUCAUUGUGCUCCCAGUGUGUGUAGGCAACUUUCUUAUAGCACACUCUGCUUUCUUUUUCAUGUAUUUUGAACAGGAAGCUGGAUUUAUUUUGCUCUGUUUUUUCAAGGAAAGCACCACAUCUGCAGAUUUGUUCUCCAAUAAGCAUUGGGAGAAUAAGCUUUGUGCUGUGCUAUUAUGAAGCUAUCAGUGGAAAUGUUUAUCAAACUCGAGUCUGUUAAAGACUUUUCAGUUUUUAAAGAAGUGCACUUUAAGAAGCGGAAGAAGAGGGAUCCUGGUUAAAAUAAAAUUCAGUACAUUGCUAUUAAGGUCAAUGCUACUAUGGAGGUGAAGGUUACUAAAUCCAAAGCUGCCAUAUAUUAACUGUUUUGAUUAGUGUGUUUAGCCCCACCAAAAAUUGAAUUUUUAGGCACAGACUGUAGAAUGUUUAGAUGAUUUAACUGGUGGCUGUAUUACAUGCUUUCCCGGUAUAUGAGGCCAUUGGUGAAGCCAGUGUGUAGUUUUUACUGUGACAGAAGCAAACAGUAUAUCUUGCACUGUAUGAUGUUACUGCCUCUUAAAAUACUCAGUAUUUCUUCAAAAGAAUGGAAAGACAGCAGGCAAGUAUCCACAAUGAGAAGUUAAAUGUAUUACCUUGGUACUUUAUAGUCAAAGCUAACUGUGUGGCAGCAUUUAUAGUUUAGGAACAUCACUUCCCUUUCAUGCGUUCUGGAAGUUGCAGUCUCCGUCUAGUCAGUCAUGCUAACGUGCACAUUGUUUAAGCUGUUGAUGCAAAGUCAGAAACUUGAACUUAACAAAUUGACAACCUAAAAAUUCAUUCCAAAUAUUGAAUUCUUUUAAAGAAAAUCUUUGUUUUAGUUGGGCUUGGCUUCCGUUCUGCACUUUGACAUUCAGAUUUUUGCCUGUAAAGCUCUCUGGAGCUCAGAGAUUUGAGACAGUUGGGGUGCAAUGUUUAUAGUUAAAUUUCUUAAUAUGGAAUGUUAGGUUUUCAGUUUAAUCGUAGUAGUUUUUUUGACAUGUAAAAUGAUCUGUAAACUGAUAGAGCCUAGUUCAUUUAAAACUAAUACACAACAGAUCUGCUUAGUAUUAGCUUUAUUUUUCCCUCCACAUCCAAUUUCUGCACAUUUCUGAUGUAUACUUUAUUCAUAUAUAAAAACGAAAUUGUGGUAAAAGAUACUUCCUGAUAUUUCUAAAGACUUGUGCUAUUUUUCUUGAGAUAAAGAGACCAGUGGCAAAAAAAUAUACCUGUUAGUGAAAAUUCUGUAUUGAAGUGAAUCUUUCUGCACUCUUUGUAGGAGAAAAACUAUACAAAUGAGUAAUAGGGGCUCUGUGAAACUAGCAUUCAGUUAUUUUAGGAGGUUAUAGAUUUAUAUACAAGCAAGAGAAGUUAUCUGGAAGAAACUGGAAAUUUAAUAUUUUAAAUACAAAGUUGAUAAAUGCAUUCAAUGAUGAUUUUCUCUUUAAGUUAUGUUUACAUUACAGUAAUGUUUUAAGUGAUUGUAUGUAAUAAUCUAAGGAAGUGUCCCUAUUUUAUUUUCUUCAUUUUCUUAGAAACCUGAGCAGACUGCUUGGCAUUAUACGUUGAGUUUUCUUUCUUGCUGCUUAGAACAGUGCCUCGUUAAUCUAUUUGUAAAUCAGGUUCUGAUUCUGCAGAAUAACUAAUUUGACUUAAGUCCUUCAAGUAUUCAGGGUUUUUUUAUUGUUUUGUAGUAAUGUUACUUUGUUAUUCUCUGAUUUUUUUUUAAAAAAACUAACUUAAAACGGUAACUUAGAUUUAAAAUAAAAGCAUAAAAUGCAUAUCAAUUAACACCUGAAAACAGAGCAAACCAAGCAAUGAUGUCAAGAGUUUCACUCUUCCUUCUGUGAUUGAUAAAAGAGAUUUAUGUGGUUCCUUUUGUUAAGUAUAGCAACUCAGUUUUGGGACAUACAGAAAUGUCACUGGAUUACACAUGUAAAGACCAGUGCAGUUUAAGACCUUUAUUACUGUUCCAUAAGAUCUUUAAAGUUGUGUUGCGUUUUUUCCCCUUAUAUUCUGAAAUGACGUAUGAAACAGAAGAUAUGGAUGUCUCUCAUCAUUCUCAAUUUAAAACUUCCUGUAAAAAAUACUAAGUCAGACUAAUGUGUGUUUCAGGGUAAAAAGAAGAAGCAAACAUCCCAUGCUAAAUGUCUGGAAAGACUUUCAGCUCACCUGCAAAUGUAUCAGUAAGCUACUUCUGCAUCUUUGUUUUUGGAGUUAAAGCAGUUUUGCAUAUGCUGACUGGUCUCUUAUAGCUGCCUUUAAACCUCUGUCCAGGCAGCUCGGUGUUUCUACUCUUCUAGCCAUGCAUCUGUGCCAGCUGCGCGCCUCACUGAUCCUAGCUGGCUGUCAGUGUUGACUUCCCCUGUUACAGCUGGUAGCCACUUUUGUAAAUUGUGGUUCUGCUCAUAUGGUUGAGUUACUGCCAUGUGUACAUACAUCUAUCUAGCUUAUGACAGGGUGAAGAGAUGAGCUGCAGUGAAGAAAGGAGAGUUAAUAGGAAAUGGGACUUUGAAAAAAUAGAAAAUAAAAGAUGUAACAUUGCUGGUUAUUUUAGCCCUAAAAAAGCUAGUGUUUGCAUUGAGAUUCUGAAGAGAGUGGUGGCUCUUUGCUCUGUCCAAAUCUGCCAAACAUACUGACAUUAUUCACUUCUGCUGAGCAUUUUGCUGUGGGUAGCUGCCUGCAGCCAUGCAUCAUGAGCAUUAAAACUCCUAAUUAGGUUUCAGUCUGCCUGGGCAGAUUGGGAUGGGGGAGCGAGGAGCCCAACCUGUUCUGUGCAGUGCACAGUAGCAUUGCUCACUGGUGCUUGCAUUUCACCCACCCAUCUGAGCAGCUCUGGUGGGAGUCUCUGUUAGCAGAGCCUGUUCUAGAUCAUAGGUUAGCAUAAAACAGUGGAACAAAAGCCCAUAACGAAGUGCUGAACAGAGCUAGGAAAUGUUUGUAUCUCAGUGUACACAAAUGCUUUUGCAGUUUUUUUUCUUUUUUUUUUUUUUUUUUUUUUUUUUUUUUUUUUUUUUUGCAAAGACAUCUGUUGUGCCAUGACUCUAGUCUGCUGCAGGGAUGCAACAAGAACUGAGUUUAUACAAGAAUUACUGUGCAGCCUUCCUCGGCAGCUUGCCAGCCCUUGACUCUCCCUGACAUUCAGAGAUGCUUGACCCUGAGCAAUGCGGGGUCCUAAUACUUCAGCUGCAUCAAAGCAACCGCAACCUCUUGAGCUGCUUCACCUUCACCUCCUGGCCCACAGGCUGUUAGGUAAGAGGUGGGCAAUGUUGCGUACUGAUGUUUGAGGAUGAAUUGGUUUCCACUUAAAGUCAGUGAAAGAAAUCCCACGUUUAUUAGUAGUGCAGAAUCCAGCCCUGCUGUAGGAAGGCUGAUCCAUAACUGUGUAUGGCCAAGAAGUACCAUUCUGGGUACCCUCACAACACCAAAAAAAGUUUGCACACAUUCAGCUGUUGUUCUUUGAAAAUUUGCAGUGCAGUCUGUACUGUUUGUUACUGCUGGAGUUUAAGGAAGGUUUGCAAGAAUAAAGUCAUGUGUUAAUUUCUUAGUAGUGUAUUUACAGAUAGAGAAUAUUGUCAUGUCAAAGAGAAAACGAAACCUGAUGUUGCUCUUUUUUUUUUAGGUGUGGCUUCUUGCCCUGCAACAUCAUCAAAUGUAGUGAUAGAGGGGCUGGGCCCUUUUAGCAGCACUUCCCUCAUUCCAUGCUCUCCCUCACUUUAAAACCUCAGGAAACCUGUGCUGUGGUCCUUAAACACUGAAAGAAAUGGAUGUUUGAAAAAAGCAGGCACAUGUUUGAUUAACUUAUAAGUCUUUAACAGUUGAAACGGGCAAAGUGCACAAAGCAGUUAGAUGGUUUUGGUUUAGUUUUGUUAAAUUAGUGACUGAGAAUAAUGAAAUAAAUCAGUCUUUCUAGAAAGGAAAAUGUUUAAGUGGUGGGGUUUGUGGCUUGAGUCUUUAAAUAAAUACAGCUGGUUUUGUGUGUGUGCAUACAUUUGUACAUACACAGAUUUUCAUACAGAUUUACACUGCAUUGAGAUUAGUAGCAGUGAGUAUGUGGGUAACUGUGAGUUACAGGGCUGUAGGCACAUAAGCUACACAUCAAAGGGUCCUGAUACUACGAAGAAACUCAGAAGAGCUAAGCGCUAGCAAUUGGUCUCGCCAGCGUGCUCCCCCUUAGCUGUGCUGACAGCGUUACUCACUGUUUUUUUGUAAUGUUUUAUGUAUUUGACAGAUCAGAAGAUUUUAAAGUUUUGUUAAAACCAUAUACAGAAUUGUCUUCUGUGUGUCUUUCUCCAUGUUGUCCUCUCUUUGUUUUUUGGCAGGAUUGAUUUAUUAGAGUGUUAGUAUUUUAGGAAAUUUUUUUUUUAUGUAUUUUGUAAGCCUAACUUUGAUUUUUGUUGGAGUGUUUUGGGCAGCUCGUUAUUGAGCAGGAUUGCAAGUGGUAUCGGAAGUGACCUAUCCAAUGAGCCCAGUUGACUGUAGGUCAUUUGCAAGUUGCACAGUCCUUUUGGUUAACCUCCUGUAUGUAUUUUAAUUCUGUUCCUUUCCAUCUGUAAAACUGUGUGAUUUUUUUUUUCAAAGCUGUGACACCACAGCUAUGACAUUGAGCCCUCCAAUUCCUCCUCAUAAAAUGAGUUUUCUGUCACUGACUGGCAGUGGGACUGGUACCUUUGUAUCGGCAUUGGGUAAUGACUCAAAAGGUGUGCCCUAGUGGAAGAUUUGGCUUUAGUGCUGGGUGCUGCCUCUUUCUUCGGAAGUUUGGACUCUUGGGAAGUGGUCGUUUGGUUUAUGAAACCCGCUCUUCUGAGUUGGGAAGGGUUUUUUUUGUUUGUUUUUUGGUUUUUUUUUUUCCCCUCCAGACUGAGGAGAUGAGAUGAGGAGGGCCAGCAGCUCAGAUGAGUCCCAGCUGAAUAACCAAGGAGCCUUAGGCUGGUGCCAUGGAUGACUGUGACACCAGCGGAGCAGGCUCAGGCCCCAGCGAUGGAGAGUUCAAAGGAAGCAGGGAGCACAGGGCAUCAACCGUAACAAAUAAACAGGCCAUUCUAAAAUGGGGAAUGCACAGUGAACCGCUCUUCUAACUACAUGUACUCUCCCUUACACAUUUGCUGUCUUAACUACUGCGUAUGUAUAUUCCAGUUGUGUUGCAAUGGUAACUCACUGGUAACUGAGAAGUGUUACAAAUAUUGCUAGAAGACCAGGCAGCUAAAAGACUAAAAUGCACUGUGCUCACUGUAAAAAUUGGCUUCUUGUUUCUCUUUAUAUGAUAGGAGGAGGUCGUUGUGCUUCUUUUUUUUUAUUUUAGAGCUCAAAUGUAUAUGAAGUGCAUGUUAUUCUGAAGUUUUUGUUUGUACAUCUUGCUGUCUAACCAUCUGCAUGGAAGACACAGUAGUGCCAUGUCUGAGCUUGUUCUCUUGUGCUUGGUUAAUAUGAACUUCUCUAGAUUGUUGAGUUUUCCCAAAAAACAACAUUCUUUAAUAUUUAGUUAUUUGGAGGCAUCGAAAUAAAAAAAAAAAACAUGGUGGCCCUUUGUUUUCUUACAGUUUCAAUACAAACAAGAAAAGCCUUGUGGUUUAAAGUUAAUUUGUUAGUGUAAAUAAAUUUCUUGCCAAUGAGUAUUAUUGUUGUUAGACAACGAAUGCAAUAAAACGAGAAAUCCUGAAUCUUUA